This is a messenger RNA of Polistes canadensis, 3931 nucleotides long. It is a transcript of the gene Orct, whose product is annotated as organic cation transporter protein. Gene Ontology annotation, cellular component: membrane. Gene Ontology annotation, biological process: transmembrane transport. Gene Ontology annotation, molecular function: transmembrane transporter activity. Bases 1116 to 2846 code for a protein of 576 amino acids. The record is from RefSeq and is a predicted model, not a curated record. The transcript is spliced from 11 exons. NCBI's taxonomy places the organism in Eukaryota, Metazoa, Arthropoda, Insecta, Hymenoptera, Vespidae.
GGAUCUAACAGCAGUGUGUCUUUUGCGAACUCGUGUGGUGGUGGUAUUCAGAGAGAGACCCAUUUACAAUGGUUACCAUAGUGGUUGCUUCGAAGAAGAAGAAGAAGAAGAAGUUGAAGAAGAAGUAGAAGAAGACGAAGAAGAAGAAGAAGGAGGAGGUGGUAGGGUGAGAGGGUGAUCGUCGUGGCGCUUAUACGAGUCGAGAAGAAGGGUCAUCUUUGUGCAUUGCAAGUAAAAGCAAAGUCUGCACCGGCAGUCGUCGCCCGUAGCUCGUGCGCACAGGCUCGUGUUCUCCUUUUAUCCCUUUUCUUGCCUUAUCAUCUAUAAUACACUUCGUGUCGUAUUCUAUUACUUUGUUUCUCAUUUAUUUUCUUAAUAUCGAUAAUAUUCGUAAUGUUCGUGUUAACGUGAAUUUGUAUUCCUUUAUCCGAGAAUAAAUGAUUCGUUCGGCGUCGUGCCGGAGUUUAAAGUGAAUGUUACACUCCGCGUAUCUCUAUACUUUCGUUCUUCAUUACGAUGUCACGAGAGGCCACCCCUUGCGCAAUGUUUCAAGUCUGAACGGUAAAUAGAAAGCUGAAAAUUAUCAGCUAUUGAAUGCUGAUUUGAAGAUUGUGUUAUAAUCUCAAGAGUCGUAUAAUAAAUCGAAUGUUACUAAAAUCUCAAAGAACAAGAAUGACACUAUAUUAUGUCGAUAAAAAAAUCGUAAAGAUAAACAUCGGUCGGGUGUAUUCCUGAUGCAAAUAAUACAAUUCGAUGCUAAAGGAUAGAAAGAAUAAUAAGGGCUCGAAAUUGUAUUUUUGAAAAUAAAAUAAUAUAUAUAGAUAUAUACAUAUUUAAGGGCGAUAUUUAAUUAUCGUCAUCGUCCGUGCUUUUUUAGACAAAAACCAUCCAUAUGUAUCAGUAAAAACUGAUAACGUAAUCGGAGUUCCGCCGUGUUGGCACAAAUUCGACGAUCAAUAAUAAUCAUCUGACUGUUGUUGGUCUAUUCGUUGAAUCCAGCAGAAACGAGGAAAAAGGAAAGGAGUGAGUGACGUAAGGCCACGUAGAAGGUCGUCCAAUUUAUAAAAAGAAAAUAACUUCGGAAAGGAUAAAGGUAAAAAAAAGCGGAAGGAAAAAUGGCAUACGACGACGUGAUACUCCGAAUGGGCGAAUUCGGUCGCUACCAACGUCGAGUUUAUUUGCUUCUUUGUCUUCCGGCGAUAUCCUGUGCAUUCCAUAAAUUAGCAGGUGUUUUUCUUGGGGCUAAACCAGAUGCCAGAUGUCUAUUGCCGCACGAGAGUAUGGAAAAUGCUACGUAUUAUCUACCUCAGGACGUGAUGAACUCCACUUAUCCUUGGGAUUACGAAGCAGAGAAUUGGUCGCAAUGUUUACGACGAGAUCCUAUAUUGGAUGGUAAUUUUCAAGCUAAGGAUAAUUGGCCGGUUCAAACGCCAAUAGGUUCACGCGAGUUGGCCAACGCCGAGGGUGUUAAACCUUGCGAAGGAUACGUUUACGAUAGGACAAAAUAUAAAAGUACCACCACUUCUGAGUGGAACUUGGUCUGCGAUAGAGCCUGGCUAAGGGCUACGGGGGACUCAUUGUUCAUGGUAGGAGUCAUGCUUGGCUCGAUGAUAUUUGGUGCUUUGUCCGAUAAGUAUGGACGUAGACCAAUUUUCUUCCUGUCUUUAGUCAUCCAGCUCGCCGGCGGUAUAUUGGUUGCGAUAGUUCCUGAGUUUAUUUCCUACGUAAUCUUCAGGUUGAUCGUUGGUUCGACCACCAGUGGAGUUUUUUUGGUGGCUUACGUAAUAGCUCUUGAGAUGGUUGGCCCAAAGAAACGUUUGGUAGCUGGUGUAGGUUGUCAAUUAUUCUUCACUACGGGUUACAUUCUUACGGCAGGKUUCGCUUAUAUGAUAAGAGAAUGGAGAAUGCUGCAGGUCGCCAUCACCAUUCCGAGUAUCGUAUUUCUGUUCUAUUGGUGGUUCAUUCCAGAGUCUGCUCGUUGGUUAUUGAUGAAAGGUCGUGCCGAAGAAGCUAAAGAUAUACUUCAAUGUGCAUCGAAGGAAAAUGGAAUGGAAAUUCCACGUGAAGCUCUAGAUACUCUUCUAAGCAAUAAUAGUGAAGAUAGUAUGCCUGAUUCAAAGAAGGCUUCUCUCUUUGAUCUUUUUCGAUAUCCGAAUUUAAGGCGAAAGAGUAUACUAUUGUUUUUUAAUUGGCUUGUAAAUAGUGGUACAUAUUAUGGAUUAUCUUGGCAUGCAUCCAAUCUUGGUGGAAACGAUUAUGUGAACUUUUUGAUAUCUGGCUUGGUAGAAGUACCUGCUUACACGUUUCUUAUUUUCACGUUAAAUCGAUGGGGCCGAAAAAUAAUUCUCUGUGGUUGCAUGUUGCUUUCCGGAUUGGCACUACUCGCCACAUUGUUCGUUCCUAUUGAUAAACCAUGGCUAGUAGUUUGUCUCGCUAUGAUUGGGAAACUUGCCAUCACGUCAUCGUACGGUGCAAUUUAUGUUUUUACGGCCGAACAAUUUCCAACUGUUAUCCGUAACGUAGGUCUUGGCGCUAGUUCGACUUUUGCUCGUAUCGGUGGUGUAAUAGCACCAUACGUAAAUCAUCUAUCGGAAAUAUGGACACCCUUGCCUUUGGUCAUUUUCGGAUCCUGUGCUCUCUUUGGUGGCAUGAUGUCACUGUUACUUCCAGAAACUUUAAACAAAAAACUUCCUGAAUCUAUCCAAGAUGGAGAAUUGUUUGGAAAGAAAGUUUCUAAAAAUAAGAAGAAGAAGCAGCAGCAUGACCUGGAACAAGGAAACGAAAUAGAUGUAAUAAAGCCAUUGAAACCACAAGAAAAUGGAGUGCAUGAAAAACAAAAUGGAUGACGUUAGUCUUAUUGAGGAAUGUCGGUUGUGCUGAAAAUAUUUAUCUGAUUCCUCUCCGAUUGUAAACUAGGCGUUCUCAUACGCGUGAUCCACGUGUAGUGUGCACACAUUAAAAGCGCACCAAAUUGAAAACGGAGCUCUCUUAAAUAACUCGAUUAACGAUAUUCGGCACAGAGAUCAAAUUAAAAAUCUUUUCCAAUUGUAAGCGAUAUAUAUAGUAUGGAAAACAAAUUCAAGGCCUUCGUAAAGAAAAAAAAAAGAGAGAGAGAAAGAGAGAUAGAAAGUGAGUGUUUAUUUUUAUACAAGAAUCUCAACACUUUUAAACAAAGAAAGAUUUCUGGUUUGAUCAAUUUGCACCGGGCUCACGGUGUUAGCCGCUAUUUGAUCAUUAUUUGAUCGUGGCUUAGUCUUAUUAACCUGAGCCUUGCUUAAAUAUUAUACAUCAGUAAAGAGAGAAGAAAGAACGUUCUCAAUUCUUGAAUACUGAAAGUAAAGAUGCAACAUAAGAUUUCUGCCAAUAUGCAUAUCAUUUACUAUAAUUCUGAAUGUCAUUUAUGUAUAAGUGCCCUUUUUUGUAAUUUUGUGCAAGAAAUAGAUAUCUAAUCAUACAAUUAUUAUAUCUAUACAUAUAUUAUAAGAUCUACGGAAUUUUAAUUUUUUUUUGUCGAAGAUAUUAUCAAUUCUUGGUUAUUAUUGCGAUAUUCGAUAAAUAGACACACGUAUAUUGUCAUAAUACAUUAAAGCUUGUCCAAAUUUAUAAUUAAUAAAAGACAAGAAAGAUAUUCAAUGGUUAUGCAAUUAGACAAUUACGUCAUAUUUUUAUAAAUUAUGCUUUUAGAUAAUAAAUGUCAUUUUACGACAUUGUAACGAUAUGAAUCCUUCUUUAUUUUUAAUUUAUUAAUAACGAAUUUUUUGAUAUGUCAAUCUUAAUAUUUAAAUAUUAUCUUUAUAUAAUUAUAUGAAGUAAUGCCUAUACGAAUUUUAUUCUAUUAAAAUUUUAUUAUUACUUGCUGCGCAUUUUUGUAUAUGAAAAAGUUAAAUGUAGAUUUAAAAAAAUUAAAUAAAAAAAAAUUCUGUGAUUUAUA